Messenger RNA from Cercopithifilaria johnstoni, 720 nucleotides. NCBI's taxonomy places the organism in Eukaryota, Metazoa, Nematoda, Chromadorea, Rhabditida, Onchocercidae. The record is from the annotation of a GenBank genome assembly.
AUGUUAUUUGCGCUCAUUUUAGGUGCUGAUGGCCCAGAUCAGUAUGCUUCUAAUGUUCAGCAUUACUUGAAUAAUCACAUAAGUUGGCUGAAACAAAUGAAUGAACAUCAUUCCAAAUUCAAGCAGUUUCGAGGUAUCAUUGUAACCGGUUGGCAAAGGUUCGAUCAUUUCGCCGUCAUAUGCGAAGUUAUACCUGUUGGUCUUCUUUCUGCUGCUGUAAACAUGGCUGUUUUGAAAAGUGGUCAAUAUGGUUCUGAGGUGAUGCGGUCAGUUUCACAAUUGUUGAAGUGCUCUUCGGUUUUAUAUUUCGACAAAAGUUCAUCUCCUUUCAUACCGCAGUGUAGUUUUCCUGGUGUUCACAUUUUCCAUGCAGUUCAGACAUUGCAUUCUACAAUCAAUUCAGUUGAAGAACAAGUUUUCAAUGAUUAUCAGGUUCGUGGAUGGAUAGCAAGAUUUAACGAAAAACACUUAUACACACAAGCUUGGUAUCUUGAUCAAGUACUGUACAAGGUGAAGUCGUUCCUUCGUGAAAUGGAGGUUUGCGAGCAGAAUAUCAGGGCUGAAAUGCAAACCGUUUUCUACAAUGAUACAGUAGCUGAAUUCGUCUACGUGUACGUAAAACCAACACUAAAACGACUAGAAGAAUUAUCACAGCGAAUAGAUAAGCUUUCGGAGCUGCGUGUUUUCCCGAGACGACCUUUCGCUGUGCAGGAAUUUUAA